Messenger RNA from Sorghum bicolor (sorghum), 2279 nucleotides. Its product is annotated as protein GAST1. The record is from RefSeq and is a predicted model, not a curated record. Lineage: Eukaryota; Viridiplantae; Streptophyta; Magnoliopsida; Poales; Poaceae. The coding region runs from base 257 to 820 and encodes 187 amino acids. The transcript has 3 exons.
GCCAGAAAGCUACCAAAACCGCCGCAAGCAUAUUGUCCCGAUCUAACCGCUGCUUGGCCCUCCACUCCCCUCCCCUGGCCUGCAGGUCGCAAAGAGCUACUACUAGGUAUACCACACAUAUAUAGCUAGCUUUGAAGGCCGGCCGAUUCACCACCUGCGCUCGCUCACUCUUGACUCUCCUUCACUUGUUCCAUCAUUCCGUCUUGCUGGAGGUUUCAGUUCAGGCUUCAGGGUGCGGGGAGAGCUAGCAUCAGCCAUGAAGAGGAAGAGCCCAUGGUCGCUGCUGCAGCUGCUUUGCUGCGCCGCAAUGGUGGUCGCGCUCCUCCUCUCCCAACAAGGAAGCCAGGCCGCUUAUUUCGUGCCGUCGCCGGGUCCAGCUCCGGCGCCGACCAAUUCCUCCGCUGCUCCUCCUCCUCCUCCGCCAGCCAAGCCCAACGCAUUCCCACUCCCAAUGUACGGUGUCACCCCCGGCAGCCUCCAGCCCCAAGGUCCGUGUAAAAAGAAUAACACCUCUCUGAAUUCUGAAUCGCUCGUCGCCGAUGAUUACUAUAGAGUACUAGCUCAAGAUGUUGCUGUGCUGCGUCUGCGUGCGUGCGUUGUUUGCGACAGAGUGCGGCGGCCGGUGCGCGGCGCGGUGCUCGGCGACGGCGUACCGGAAGCCGUGCCUCUUCUUCUGCCGGAAGUGCUGCGCGACGUGCCUGUGCGUGCCGGCGGGCACCUACGGCAACAAGAACACCUGCCCCUGCUACAACAACUGGAAGACCAAGAGGGGAGGCCCCAAGUGCCCCUAGUAGGCCUCCUCAUACGUGGAUCGACCUGACAUUGCAUCCGUUUUUUUUUUACAUUUUAUUUAUUACUCCCGCCUAUUUAUACAGGGAUAAAAAAAAAAGACAAGCGAAUCACGUUACCAUGCACUGUUGCUUCUCGAUCGUCUGAUUCGUCGGGACUGCUCUCGUCUCACGCUGUGCACCAUACUGUAUAUCCUUGUAUGUGCAGUUGUGCACACAUACACGUUUGCUCACCGGUAGCAGAAUGCCCGGCAGUUUGGCCAUGGCAAACCGGCUUGGAACGCGGAGAUCAUUCUGAAUUCCAUAUAAAUUUUACAUGGUAUCUUUGAAGACCAGUCUGGCUGGCCUUCUCGGUCGCGUUUCAAAGACGUUGCAAACGGAGGAAAUCAAAUGACAACCUUGUAGAUUUUUUAUAAACACAUCUGUAUUUCAUGUGCCUGGUCUUUUAGGUUGCUUAUUAGGCAAUAUUUAAUUUUGUUAUUGUUUGAUUGUAGAAAAAACUUAUGAAAAUUCUUUUGUGAGUUGUCCUUAUAAUUUUCUUGUCUAAAAUUUGUUGGCUAAAAUUUAGGCACACCUAAAAUAUAACAAAUCUAUUUGGUUAAUCUUUUUUUGAGUUUUCAUUACCAUAGAUGCCAAUGGAACCAGAAAUGAUAGUUACAAGAUUGGAUCAUGAACCGAAAGAUAUAAAGCAAGAAAGAAGAGAAAAGACCACGAACAACAACAAACACAUUACAGGAGAAACAACCUCAACAACAUAAACAAGGGGGCAACACAGCUACAAAGUCGAGGCAUAAGCUCCCAUGGCAAGGGUAGGUCGUCGAUAGCCGAGCAAUGCACCGCCAAAGCAACAAAACUUCAAUGACCUUCAUUCCACACGUGUUUUAGAAUAUCUGGAAUCCAAUCUACGAGGAAGUGGUAAUUACAAGGUUGGGUCAUGAACCCAGAGAUACAAAGCAAGGAACUAAAAAUGCUUGUAUGGUUGCGUAGGGUCAAGACCUUGGUAUUAAUGAUGUUGGUCAUGCAACUCUAAAAGGAAAAAACAAAGAUCGGUAUUGUUAGUGAUCUUCAUUGUGCAGUGCUUCCUUCAUAAUAGUUUGUUGUAGGGAAUAAGAAGGAAUAAGGAGACAAUAGCUGAGGUUGUGUCCCUCUAUGAGAAGAGGAUCUCUACUGCAAGGGUAAAUAAUAAGAAGAUGGUGCUCCUGGGGAACUACUUUGGUUGAUGUUUAUAACUCACAUGUUUGGAAUUUUAAUACUCGAGAAGUAAGGUGAGGUGCUCAGAAUGCAUUGUAUUUUGCCAAGUUAACUCUUACAUAGACUGACUUGGCAUAUUUUUGCUCUUUUGGAUGGCAAAGCGAUUCCACAAGGUCGUAUAUAGUUUAGGUGAUACUAGGCUAGUGUGAGGUGGUGAACUGUGCCCCUCUAACAUGUAGAACUCCAAGUCUAAUGUGUAGGUGACAUCAAUUGAGUGAUGGUUGAUGGUAGCCACUCUAA